Messenger RNA from Protobothrops mucrosquamatus (brown spotted pit viper), 1038 nucleotides. RefSeq names its product musculin (gene MSC). The record is from RefSeq and is a predicted model, not a curated record. Lineage: Eukaryota; Metazoa; Chordata; Lepidosauria; Squamata; Viperidae. Bases 1 to 651 code for a protein of 216 amino acids. Gene Ontology annotation, biological process: skeletal muscle tissue development; regulation of transcription by RNA polymerase II. The transcript has 2 exons. Gene Ontology annotation, molecular function: DNA-binding transcription factor activity, RNA polymerase II-specific; RNA polymerase II transcription regulatory region sequence-specific DNA binding; protein dimerization activity.
AUGCCGACAGGCUCCCUGACUGGCUCGGAAGAGCCUCGGAUGGAUCUGAGGGAGCUGCAGCUGGAGUACCGGGCGCCGCCCCGCUCUAAGCGGCGUCCCCGAGGUGAAACUUGCCCUUCGCUUGAUAAUUCCUCCGCUGCGGAAGAGGAGGAAGAAGAGGAGGAGGAGGAGGAGGACGAAGAGGAAGAGGACGAAGAAGACGAGGAGGACGACGAAGACGGGGAGGCGGUGGCGAGCAAAAAGAAACGCGCCAAGGGAGCUUCCGGGACCGGGGAAGGCGGCGGCGGAGUUAAAAAGCAGCCGGCGGCGGGUCGGAGCGCCGCGGGCUCAACGCCGGAGUGCAAGCAGUCGCAGCGCAACGCGGCCAACGCGCGCGAGCGAGCCCGCAUGCGCGUGCUGAGCAAAGCCUUCUCGCGCCUGAAAACCAGCCUGCCCUGGGUGCCUCCGGACACCAAGCUCUCCAAGCUGGAUACGUUGCGCCUGGCCUCCAGCUACAUCGCCCACCUGCGGCAGCUGCUGCAAGAAGACUGCUACGAGAAGGGCUACGUGCACCCUGUCAACCUGACUUGGCCAUUUGUGGUUUCAGGAAGACCAGAAUCUGACACCAAAGACGUCCCAACAGCCAGCAGAUUAUGUGGAACUACAGCUUAGUUAAAGUAAAGAGUGCUCUUGCUGGAUGCGUUUACCAAUUCCAUUGUCUUCUCUGGACCAAAGAAAACUGAAACAGUGAAAAACAAUUAUACUGUGUUUAAAUCCUCUCCUUCAGUUGGAAAGAAAACUGCACUUAAAAUGUAAUGUGAAGUAGGAAGAUCUGUCCAAGUUUCAGAUAAAAUGGUAGCUUUGAAAAGGCAUUUUUGCAUCAUUUUCUAAAGAACUGUUCUAAAAAAAUUUGACUAACAGAAAACAUGCAGGCGGAUAACUAUUAAAAUUAAUAGCAUGAACCAAAUUAUAGGUUGUGUGAAGUAACCCCAAACAGUGUUAUUUGUAUACCAAAGGAAAAUAGUAUUCUAGACUAGUCCUUAACACAAAUUUAUAAUA